Strongylus vulgaris is the source of this 291-nucleotide messenger RNA. The record is from the annotation of a GenBank genome assembly. NCBI's taxonomy places the organism in Eukaryota, Metazoa, Nematoda, Chromadorea, Rhabditida, Strongylidae.
AUGGCUGAGGGAUUUUGCGAGGACUACUUGGAUUGUAUGCAACGUUUAGAAGCUAAACAGAACGAUUGUCUAAUGACGGAAAGAAACAUACAGAUGAGUAGCUCUGAUCGUUGCGCGCGAAAAAAAUGGGACGUUAAAAUGGCGCUGAAUGGUCUUCAUCUCCGAAGAGCAGAACUAGCAAGGGAUUGCGUACAAAAGAACAUUCAAGAUGCAACAAUAUCGGAAUCUACGCUUAAUGAGGAGGAGAAUUGCUUGAGCGAUCUAAAGUAUGAUCGCCAGUUUGGUGAAUAG